CUCCCCCAGCGCCGCCUGUUCCGGGUUGGGCUGCUCCCCUGGGUCCUGAGCGCAGCCGGAGGGAGUCGGGGCCGGGGACGCGGAGCCAGACGGUGGGGAAGGAGACCGGGGCCGGUGGCGGCAGGCUGCACCUGGGCGCGCCCCCUCCUCCCGCGUUCCCUCUUCCGUCCCUUCCCCGGGUGAGUGGGUGCCCCUGGCCGGCCCUGCCGGGGCAGGGGGCGGCCGGCAUCCCGGGCGCACUGCAGCCAUGGCGUGCAGCCUGAAGGACGAGCUGCUGUGCUCCAUCUGCCUGAGCAUCUACCAGGACCCGGUGAGCCUGGGCUGCGAGCACUACUUCUGCCGCCGCUGCAUCACCGAGCACUGGGUGCGGCAGGAGGCCCAGGGCGCCCGCGACUGCCCCGAGUGCCGGCGCACGUUCGCCGAGCCGGCGCUAGCUCCCAGCCUCAAGCUGGCCAACAUCGUGGAGCGCUACAGCGCCUUCCCGCUGGACGCCAUCCUGAGCGCCCGGCGCGCCGCGCUGCCCUGCCAGGCCCACGAGAAGGUGAAGCUCUUCUGCCUCACCGACCGCGCGCUCGUCUGCUUCUUCUGCGACGAGCCUGCCCUGCACGAGCAGCACCAGGUCACGGGCAUCGACGACGCCUUCGACGAGCUGCAGAGGGAAUUAAAGGAGCAGCUUCAGGCCUUGCAGGACAGUGAACGGGAACACACAGAGGCCCUGCAGCUCCUCAAGCGCCAACUGGCUGAGACAAAGUCUUCCACCAAGAGCCUGCGGGCCACCAUUGGGGAGGCCUUUGAGCGCUUGCACCGGCUGCUACGUGAGCGCCAAAAGGCCAUGUUGGAGGAGCUGGAGGCAGACACGGCCCGCACCCUGACGGACAUCGAGCAGAAGAUACAGCGCUAUAGUCAGCAACUGCGCAGGGUCCAGGAGGGCAGCCAGAUCCUUCAGGAGCGGCUGGCUGAGGCAGACCGGCACGCCUUCCUGGCCGGGGUCUCCUCACUGUCCGAGCGGCUCAAAGGCAAGAUUCAUGAAACAAACCUGACCUAUGAAGACUUCCCCACCUCCAAGUACACAGGCCCCUUGCAGUAUACCAUCUGGAAGUCUCUCUUUCAGGAUAUCCACCCUGUCCCGGCUGCUCUCACCCUGGAUCCUGUCACGGCCCAUCAGCGACUCAUCCUGUCUGAUGACUGCACAAUUGUAGCCUAUGGGAACCUCCACCCCCAGCCCCUGCAGGACUCACCCAAGCGCUUCGACGUGGAGGUGUCUGUAUUGGGCUCGGAGGCGUUUGGCAGCGGCGUCCAUUAUUGGGAGGUAGUGGUGUCAGAAAAGACACAGUGGAUGAUUGGGCUAGCUCAUGAGGCUGUCAGCCGCAAGGGCAGCAUCCAAAUCCAGCCCAGCCGCGGCUUUUACUGCAUCGUCAUGCAUGACGGCAACCAGUACAGCGCCUGUACGGAGCCCUGGACCCGGCUCAAUGUCAAGAACAAAUUGGAGAAGGUGGGCGUCUUCUUGGACUAUGACAAGGGACUCCUCAUCUUCUACAAUGCAGAUGAUAUGUCAUGGCUAUACACCUUCCGGGAGAAGUUUCCAGGGAAGCUCUGCUCCUACUUCAGUCCGGGUCAGAGCCACGCCAAUGGCAAGAACGUGCAGCCGCUGCGCAUUAACACAGUGCGCAUUUAGUGCCGGCUCCCUGAAGCAGAACUCGCGGCUGGGAAGGAGGAACGGAACGCUGUCUCCUCCCCUGGUCUCUGGGAUCAGCUACCGCGCUUCCUUUGCCAUCCACUCGGGCUGGCACGUCUGCUGCUGGGGCCUUGCUGGCUGGUGGCUGCCCCAGUGGUCUGCAGCCUCAGGGAGCUAGAGAAGGCACUUCUCCCUGGACAGCUUGAGGCUUGCCCAUCACCUGGGCAGGGAUCACACAUUUCCCCCUCAACCAGAGGGGUUGUGACCUGACCCUGAUCCCCAUUUGGCCAGCAGCCAUUACUGACUCCUAGGUGGAGAAGGGAAUUUCUCAAGGCCUGAGAGCUCCAAACCCCCCCACCUACUCCAGAUUCCUCAGCAGUGUUUUUCUUAUUUUUCCAUGGACUAUGCACAUUGUAGUUCUCACAGCCCCUCAGAACAGCAGCCUCUCGUGAUCACGUAGGCUGCAGGUUCCCUCCAUGCUAGCAUAUUUCUCAAGCAUGAGGGUGAAACAACACAGUGCCUCACAGGAAUGAGAGCCCCUCGGGAGCCCUCUCAAUGCCAGCCCCUUGGAGGUUUAGUCUUGGUAGGUGAGACAGUACAUGGACCCCCUGUCCCAGGCUCAGAGAUUUUAGAGAAAGAUGUGGGGCUUGGGAAAGAAGACUGCCAAAGGGCAGGAUGUGGGGCCAUUAUGGGAAGAGACAGGAUUGGAGGAAUAAGGACAUUAGCUCUGAGUAUAGGAUUGUUUCUUUGGUGAGAAGAUAUCAUGGCAGUCAACCUGACCCUCAGCUUGGCUUUUCAAAUGGAGCUUAAAGAUGAGGACAAAGUAUACUUUAAGGAGGCUUUGGAGGAGCAGAUCUCUUUAUAUUUAACUCUUGGUCCCCAGAUCAAGGACUCCAAGUAUCUAGCAAGAAGAAAAGAAGCCUUGGGAUAGGCCCCAGGCCCAGUCCUGGUGAAAUCAAUGACUUGUAGCCUAGUCUAGGCUGUGCCUCACUUAUCCCUACAAAACCACAGAGCUUUUGGCUUUGUGUGGGAGGGACGGGCCAAAGGACUUCCAGGGGCUGAUCUUCGGUAGCUGACUUUGCAUGGCAGGCCUGCCCAGCAGCCUGGGCUCCAAGGAGGUCCGCUCCAGGAAAAGAAGGAUCCUCCGUCCAUAUCUAAGCCCUGCUGCUGUCAGAAUCGGGCCAAGCCUUCCUCAUUCCCCCCAGCUCAAAUCACUCUACCCACGGCAGCUCUGAAUUCUCAGGGAGAAAGGGGGACUGCUUUACCCCCCUAAGUCAAAACUGAGAUUUCCUUCUUCUCCCUGACACCUGAAACUGUUUCUAGCUGUGACCACAGCCCCUGGUUGCCCAGUUAGUCAUUUCAGGGCCAGAUCCUUUCAGGCAAAUUUGAGAUCCAUUCUCAAAUCACCAGUAUUCACAAAGUGAGACCAGGAGUUGAAACAUCUUAGCUCAUGGGAAAACAACAUUAUGGCAUGGCUCAGAGCCCCCAUAUCCUCACCCCAGUGUGCCUAAUAAUCAGCAGUCCCACUUGGUCUCCUCGGGACCCUAGGGCAGCAAUGGAACAUGCAGUAGAAUGGGAAUGCUUAGGGGGUUCCCCAAGGGAAGGAGCUGCUCUGGAGGGACGUGGUUGGGAAAGCUGGGCCCAGUGCCUGUACAACCUCUCUCUCCUUCCCCUCAUUCUUUGAUCCUCCUCACUCCCCAGAAUGCAAUAUUUAUAAUAAAGAAAAAAAAGAAAGAAAAAAAAAGGUUACUUUAUCCGUUUUGUGACCAAUGG
This is a messenger RNA of Phascolarctos cinereus (koala), 3448 nucleotides long. It is a transcript of the gene TRIM62, whose product is annotated as tripartite motif containing 62. Gene Ontology annotation, molecular function: zinc ion binding; protein binding. NCBI's taxonomy places the organism in Eukaryota, Metazoa, Chordata, Mammalia, Diprotodontia, Phascolarctidae. The record is from RefSeq and is a predicted model, not a curated record.